CGGAAACGGCGCGGACUGGCGGGGUCAGCGUUUUGAACUACCCACUCACCGCCCGCGCCUCGGCGGGAAGGAGGGCGGCCGGUUUGAACGGCGCGCGGGGCGGCGGAUGCGGGUGUCCGCUACGACGCUGCGCGCCAUGGAGGCCGAGGGUCCGGCGGGGGACCGGCUGCUGCGCGACCUCGAGGCCAGCCGCCGCCGCUUCCAGGCGUACAUGCGGCGGCUCAUAGAGAAGUACGACCAGCCCUUCGAGGAGGACGCGCUGGUGCAGAUGGCCACGCUGACCUACGACACGCCGGAGGAUUCAGAAGUGGAUGCAGCUUUAGACAAAGAGGAUCUGUUUGCUUGCGCCUUGAAGCCUGCAGUGCCUGGGAGCCCCUUGGAAAAUGAGCUAAGAAGGAAAUACUUGACCCAGGUGGAUGCUCUACUCCAAGAUGCAGAGUAUGUGAAGGGCGUAGAGAAGAGAGAUGGAAAAGAUACCCUCAUGGCCCCGGUGCUUUCCUUGACCUCCUCUGUCACACCAGCCCCUGGAUGCCAGGACAGGAUCUCUGCAGACAGCCUCAGUGACCCUGAAGCGUUCGUUUCCUCAUCUAAAGAGUUGGGUCCCUCACACCCUUGCCCAGCCGACAUGACCAUUGCACCCAGAAACAUCAGUCUUUCCUUACUGAGCACUAGCAGUGACAGCUACUUAAAUAGCCAGUCCUUUGAGGCUGAUGACAUUUGCAACGUGACAAUUAGCGACUUGUAUGCGGGCAUGCUGCAUUCAAUGAGUCGACUACUGAGUUCAAAGCCAUCGUGCAUAAUCUCCACAAAGACAUACAUCAGUCAGAACUGGAACCCCAGGAGGACGCUCCUGCGAAGGAGCAGGGUGCAGAGGAGCUCCAGUCGGAGGUCUGCACCCUCCUCAGAGGUCAGAGUGUUAGGGAACUGUGAGAACAUGCUGCACAUGGCUCGUCAUAAGACAGGCUUAAAGCUGGAAAAGGCUUUUCUUGAAGGAAGCAAACUCCAAAUCCAUAAAUCCAGUCCAGCGUGGAAGAAAUUUCAAGUGGCACCCCGGAAGCAUCCUUCAUGGACUUACUUGGAUUUCGACACAGUGUGCCAUCUUGAUUGGGAAGAUAGACUGAAGGCAUUAAAAUGGUUAAUAUCCCCUGUUAAAAUAGUUUCCAGACCAAGGAUGCUUCAGGGCCAAGCAGAGAGUUGGUACAGAGAGAUUGACAUCAGGUUUGACAAGCUCCAUCGGGAGUGUUGCCUAACUUCCAGGAAGAAGCCUCGCCUGUCUGGCCCCCCCAGGUCCUGGGCUGUGGGUGUGCACAGAGGUGGUUCUAAAAGCCCAGGUAGCUCCCAGGGCUUAGAAACCCACAGGCCGAGAGAAAAAAAAAGGUUAAGUGAGGCUUUCCAAGACCUUGGCAAAGUGCCUGUCAGAUCAGGUAGACACCCCCCAAAGAGCAAGCCCUCUUCAUCCCUGUCAGAGGACAGCUCCACAUGGAGCCCAGGCCACUUCGGACAGACACCUGGCCUUUUUCUUCAAGGACGAAAUUCUGGGCCAAUCAGAAAGGCAGUGUUACCCAGCACAGCUAUUUCAGCACAACAGAUGGGCCCUUGGGACUGCGGAAGGAGUCGCUAUGAUGAGAUUAAAGAAGAGUUCAAAAAGCUUUAUCAGAAGUAUUGCCUGAUGUCCCCUCAGCAGACGAAGGCGCCCCUGCGAGUUAGCGUAUCUCCAAGGAAGGCCAGUCAAGCAGAGGGUGUCUUAGGAACACUGAGUCUAGACUCUGCCUUCCAGGGUUCCCAGAAAUUGUCACCAUCACCCCAGUGGUGCAUAGAAAGCCCACGGGAUUCACCUGGAACUCAGGGUCAUAUGCCUUUGGGAACUGUUAGUGUUGUCCGGAGGAACCCUCAGUUCCCUGUGAAGAGACGGAGGCUGUCGUACCGUGUGUGUGGACACCAAGCUGAUUCUCGGGAUUCCUCAGGAAGUGCUGUGUGUCUCUUCAGAGACAGGCUGAGGAGACUCCCAGACGGUGGGACUGGCCGUUGUGAGUUGCUGACAGUUUUCCAUAAAUGCCAGGUCCUUGGCUUGGCAGACCCCACAGUGGCACCCGAUUCCACUGCUCCCAGCUGCUCAUCCUCUGACUGA
Molecule: messenger RNA, 2128 nt
Organism: Nannospalax galili (Upper Galilee mountains blind mole rat)
Lineage: Eukaryota; Metazoa; Chordata; Mammalia; Rodentia; Spalacidae
Gene: Hjurp
Product: Holliday junction recognition protein
Exons: 6
Coding region: 107-2128 (673 amino acids)
Biological process (GO): CENP-A containing chromatin assembly
Cellular component (GO): chromosome, centromeric region
Molecular function (GO): histone binding
Source: RefSeq, a predicted model, not a curated record